AUGCAUUCUUUAGUCUCGGAUCAGGGGAAUGACAAGGUAAUGGCCGCACCAGCAUCCCUAGAGGAACCUGGGAAGACGCCCACCAAGGCCGUUUUGCGCAUAAACUUCCCUCCCGUGAAAGAUAGGGAAGAGAUUCUUCGUUCACAGCAGGCCGGCAUCCCCGAUACCAUUGCCCGGGAUAACCUUGAGCAGGAUAUUCCGCCCGUUAUUCGUAGCGUGCUGGAGCUCUCGCACCUUUUGGUGAGCGGUUACAGUCAAUACUUCCGAACCGCGCCUGGGUACGCUGGGGGGCUGUUCUACCACGGCUCACCCUACUGCUUUGCGAGCGGUUACCGGGAUGGCUUGCGGCCGAAAGAUGACGAUGAUAAGGAGAAUCAUAUGCGACUAAAAGAUCCGCUGACAUACGGGGUUCUUUCCUUGCCUAUCACUGCCGCCUACUUGUGUGAGCUUCAUGGGAAGAACAUGUUUGAUCUUGAACGGCCGUUGGUUGAGUAUUUGCCGGAUCUUCAGGAAAAGCUAGAUCCGGACGUGACAGCUCGCAGCAUUCUAUCAUUCACGACUGUGAUUGAUGAGAGAAGGAUUUUGAAGGAUGCUGGGGUUAGCCAGUAUGUACCGUUUUUCGCGUGGAAUGUGUGCGACGCGGUUGCAAAGCGUGUAUAUGCCCCUCUGAAUCGCUUCUUCGCAGGUGGACGCACUGAUACCCUUAACGGCCGUCAACAGCGGGAAAACCUUGUUCAAUACAUUCGUUCUUCCAGGCAAUUUCGUGGCUUCCUUCGCCGUCCGCUCAGACUCGCGCAUGUUAGCCAUUUUUCCGUAGCAAUUCUUAUCGCCGCAGUUGAGGCUCAGCUGAACGGUGUAAGCUUCGAGGAUUCGAUUCGUGAGCACUUCUUCGAGCCCGCUCAGUCCCACCCCGCGGGUUACGGUCCACCUACUUUGUGGCGAGAUCCCAACGAAAUCUUUUACCAGCCUAAGGGUCUUGCUUUGCAGCAUCAAGGCUUUAAGAAGCCCAUUCCCACGGGGUCUCCGGAGAAUUGUGCACCACCCGUAUUCAAUGCCUCGCUCAACCUUUAUAGUCCAGUCGAAGAAUAUGCAAAACUACUAAUGCUUUCACUUGACACCAUCCGGGACGCCAGAGAGAUACUCGGAUGCCCUAAUCCAAGGUAUCCUCAUCACGACUUUGGUGUACGUAUUUUGCCAGCCUACGAAGAAUUCCGCUUAAGACCGGCAAUUUUAUCCGGCCUAGACUUCCUUCCGACUGCGGCCUCGUUCCGAUACGAUCGAAAAAAUGAUUUAGGUACCCUUGGUAUUUCUUCCUGUGGCACUCGUGGAGCUCGGAUGUUUGCAGGCUCCAUAUCACACGUGAUUCAACAUCUGUUCGUGAAGCAUGUACUUCGCGAGGGGGUGAAUCCUGAUAAGCCCUUAGAUUUAAAUAACCCUAUGGGUGAACCAAGCACUGAGACCGAGCGCAAAUUCAAGAAAAUUACGAAACAACAGGAGCACAAAAGCUACUUUAAGAAUUUAGAUGCACAUAAAAAGCUUUAA
Molecule: messenger RNA, 1542 nt
Organism: Phytomonas sp. EM1
Lineage: Eukaryota; Euglenozoa; Kinetoplastea; Trypanosomatida; Trypanosomatidae
Source: the annotation of a GenBank genome assembly